This is a messenger RNA of Aspergillus glaucus CBS 516.65, 360 nucleotides long. Its product is annotated as MGMT family protein. Gene Ontology annotation, molecular function: methylated-DNA-[protein]-cysteine S-methyltransferase activity. The annotation marks the transcript as partial. NCBI's taxonomy places the organism in Eukaryota, Fungi, Ascomycota, Eurotiomycetes, Eurotiales, Aspergillaceae. Gene Ontology annotation, biological process: DNA repair. The record is from RefSeq and is a predicted model, not a curated record. The transcript has a single exon.
CUCCACCGCAUUUCCCUCCACCCAACCCUAACCCCCUACCGCCGCCGCCUCUACCGUACCCUCCUCUCCAUCCCGCCCGGCCGCUGGACAACCUACUCCACUCUCUCAGGUUAUCUGAACUCGUCCCCGCGCGCUGUCGGGAACGCGCUGCGCACGAAUCCGUUUGCGCCGGGGGUUCCGUGUCACCGGGUUCUGGGGAGUGGGGGGAGUCUCGGGGGGUAUAAGGGGUUUUGGGCUGGGCGUUCUGAUGCAAAUGGGAAGGGGAAUGGGAAAGGGGAGGAGAAGAGGAGAUUACUGGAGGAAGAGGGGGUUGUUUUUGAUGGGGAGGGGAAGGCGAUGGGGGUUUGUUUUGGGGGGUUU